GUUCGCACCGAUAUUAUUUAUAAUUUUGUAGGCACUGAAAUCACGCUAAUUGCUUCCUUGAGUGCGGCAUAUGUUGGCUCAGCUAAAUUGGCCCAGGAAUCAGUCACAGAUCCUAAGGAUCAUCAUUCGCGAUCGAAAAAUAACAAGUCUGGACUGAAGAAAUCAAGACCUCAGAGGCAGCAACAAGACAAGAUGGGCAUUUUACUGGGGAAAACCAUGGAUGAGAAUUUAAAGAAGCAGCAGGAAUUUAUGUUGAAAACAUCAGUGAUUCAGAUGGAACGCCAGAUACAGAUGCAAAACCAGAUGCGAGAGCGGAUGAUGGCCAUGCAGAUUGCAAGAGCACGGGACAUAUUUGCCUGGUUUGGUUCCUUCUAUGCACUGGCCUCUCUCGGAAUGAUUGCAGGGUUCAGCAAGCAGCGGAAACCAGCAGCCCUGGCCCCGGCACUACCAUUGACUUUCCUACUGGCCUACCAGUAUGAUCUGGCAUAUGGCAAUAAGAUGAACAGAAUGAGGGGAGAGGCUGAUCGCAUCAUGGACACAGAAGGUAUUAUGUUGGCAUUGCCACAUGGCCUACCAACACUUUCCAGUAUUGAAGCAGCUCGCCUGGACCAGGACACCAAAGACAGACCAUCUUAAAAACCAUUCUGUGUACACAGAGUGUUAGUGUAUUUUCUUGUAAUAUUGUAGCCUUGAAUGCAUUCAGUAAUUAGAAUGUUUUACAAUGGCCUCACAAGAGAUCCACCAUCCAACAUAGAGGAGGCUCCAUCUUAUUUGUUUCCAGGCAUAGAACAUCGGAUUUGUAGAUGUAGUUCACUUUGUUCAUAGUCAAGAACACACUUCUGAAUCCUUACAGUG
Molecule: messenger RNA, 855 nt
Organism: Haliotis rubra (blacklip abalone)
Lineage: Eukaryota; Metazoa; Mollusca; Gastropoda; Lepetellida; Haliotidae
Product: plasminogen receptor (KT)-like
Exons: 5
Coding region: 193-636 (147 amino acids)
Biological process (GO): positive regulation of plasminogen activation
Cellular component (GO): plasma membrane
Source: RefSeq, a predicted model, not a curated record